UAUACCUCCUGAAUCACUACCCGGCCAUCCAAACAUCAACUUAAGUAGCUUCUCAGUAAAGGUAGCUUCUUUGUCCCUAGUUUCUUUUCUUUCUCUUGAUUUCAUUGAUUUGGAAUGGCGGAGAGCUGCGGCGGCGAAGGGCGGAGCAGUGGUGUGAGGCAGUACGUCAGGUCAAAGGUGCCUCGUCUCCGGUGGACUCCCCAUCUUCACUCCUGCUUUCUUCACGCCGUCAAUGCCCUUGGCGGCACACACAAGGCGACGCCGAAGCUGGUGCUGCAAAAGAUGAACAUUCCCGAGCUCACCAUCUCUCAUGUCAAAAGCCAUCUUCAGAUGUACAGGAGCUUGAGGCCUAGUUUGGCAGAGCAAGUUAUUCAAGAUUCCCAAAAUGGGAAAAACAAACAGGCCCUUGCCGGUACAGUCAACCAUCCACCUUCUUCUUCCUCUCCUUCGUCAUCAUCGUCUCUCCUCCUUCACAACUUCCCUCUCCCGGCGGCUCCACAGCCGGUAACUUCCCACCGGAAAAGAAUGUGCGGCGGCGGCGGCGGUAAAGAAUGUUUCUCUAGGGGUGGGGGAGAGGGAUCAAAAAGGGAAUGUCCGAGUCACAGUCUUCUAGACUACGUCUCACUCGGAGUUCAGCCCAUGCCUUCUUCUUACCUGAGUCGUCAUCACCCGGAAGUUGACUUUUUCAAGCAGGUUGCUCAGCAAAAAGAAGAAAAAUUGAAGUCACCCUCAAAGAAAUGCAAACAUGAGAGUGAUCAAAAUAAUGGCGGGUAUGGAUGUGAGAAAGGAGAGGAAGGGUGUCACAAUACAUUGUCAUUAGCUCUCUCACUCGCACCUCAUCCCGCUACCGGUUCGUCGACAAGUGAGAUGAGUGAAACAAUCUCGUCCCUCUCUUUCUCUGAUUUUGGCUCUGUGAAGCCUGGUGUCAAUGUUGAGUUGUCUAUUGCUUUUUGUAGACUGUAGAGAUUGAUUGUUAAUGUAUGUUCAUCAUGUUAAAUAUGAAUUGGAUGUAAAUUGAUUAGUCUGUAUUGACUUAAUGUAGCAACAUUGUCAUGGAUAACAACAUUUUUUGUAAUGAUUUUCAUAAUUUCCUCCAUCGUUGGUUCUUCUUAUGAUUUCC
Cuscuta europaea is the source of this 1120-nucleotide messenger RNA. The record is from the annotation of a GenBank genome assembly. Lineage: Eukaryota; Viridiplantae; Streptophyta; Magnoliopsida; Solanales; Convolvulaceae.